GGGUAGGUCAUAAAUUUCUUUGGAAGCUGAAGGAGGGUGGUUGUCGGAUUAUUUGAGUGUUGCCCGGGUCUGGGCCUGGGCCUAAUGGCUCGGGCCUGGAGAGUUACUCAAUGCCCGUCAAUCGUGUGCAGCAACUUUUGGUGAUUGUGGAGUGACCAAGCAGUCCAUAGUGGGAAGUGGGCAGAGACUGCUGACUGGAAUAAGUGGUGCCUCAAGGAAGGGUUGUGUGAGCACUACAGAAGAAGCAUCUUUCAAAAUAGCUUUUUGAGGCAAGAAAGAACAUCUCAACCUCCUGUCAGACAUAGCAUUUGUUCAUUACCAUGGCUGAAGGUUCAAAUGAGAAUCAAGAUCCGGGAUCUGCAGUGGAUACAGCUCUGAGGUGUACGUUCAAGGAAGUCUUGGAAAAUUGCAAUGACUACAGCCUCUUCAGAUUGACACAAUUCUACCGGGACAGAUUAGAACCGGCAAUUGAAAAGGAAGUGAAAUCAAUCAGCUUGCUACUUAAAGAGCAGCAGCAUUUCAGUGCACAAGAACAUGGGCUACUGGUGGAGCACAACAAUCAGACCCACAGUUCCAAACUACUUCUAACUCUCGUGAUGGAGAAAGGUUCUGCUGCACGAAGGGUAAUGUGGGAGGCAUUUCUGAAAACAACUGGAUUACCAAAAUUGGAGACAAUUCUGAAAGAAAUACAAGAAUUUGGUACGAAUCCUGAUGAUUAUUUGAAAAACUUCCGGGGCUUUGCUGGGGUUCCCAGUGAACUAAAAGAUGUUCAGAAGCAACACAUGGAAAAACUCCGGAAACAAACAGAACAGCUGAGAAUGAACCCAAUUCAAGGCAAAGAGGGGCCUAAAGUUUGCCAGCUGGUUGACCGAUAUGCUGAGCUUACGGUCAUUCCAUGCAUUCGAGAUUGGAAACUUGUAGAACAUGAACUGUUGGCAAAAGGUCAGGAGCAUGAAGAGUGGAGAGAGAGACAGCUCCAGGAUAAUCUGGAUAUAAUAGGGAUGGAUAAAUUGUUCUGUAGCAGUUAUAGCAGGAGUAAAUACAAUACUGGGAGUUCAUCUGCAGUGAGUGGAAUUCCAGGAAUUGGAAAAACAACAAUGGUGCAAAAGAUCAUUUAUGACUGGUCCACUGAGAAAAUCUACCCGAAAUUCAAAUUCAUAUUCAGUUUUAAAUUUCGGGAGUUGAAUGAUAUUAAUUGUAGAAUAACCCUACGUGAAUUGAUUUUGAUUCAGUAUCCUUACCUCAAGAACGUGCUCAGUGAAAUUUGGAAAAUUCCAGAGCAAAUAUUAUUUCUAUUUGACGGCUUGGAUGAAUACAAGUUCAAAAUUGAUUUUGCAGACAGUCGGAGAGACACAGAUCCCAAGUAUAUGUGCAAAGAUCCUGAGUGGUGGUGUGAAGUGGCUGACAUUGUGUAUGCGUUAAUACAACGUAAGCUGCUCCCAGGGUGUUCAGUGCUGCUAACCAGUCGUCCCACUGCGUUGAAUUUACUGCAAAGUGCCAAGAUCGAUGUCUGGGCUGAAAUCCUUGGGUUUUCUCGUGAAGAACGAAAGGAAUAUUUCAACAGGUAUUUUGAAGAUCAGACAGUGGCAGCAGCCGUUUUCAAACACAUACAAGAGAACCAGAUCCUGUACACAAUGAGCUUUAAUCCUUCUUACUGCUGGAUCCUUGGUCAAACCCUAGGCCCUAUCUUCAUAAAAAGAGGCAAUGAUCUGCAGCAGAUUCCCAAGACCAUUACUGAAUUGUAUUCCUACCAUAUUUACAACAUCCUGAAAAACCACAGUAACAACCUCGAGAAGCCACGUGAUGUAUUGCUGAGGAUCGGUAAAAUGGCCUUUACAGGAGUCUCUGAGAAGAGCAUCAUGUUUCGGAAUGAAGAUCUGGUUAAGUAUGAUCUGCAACCAUCCCAGGUCCUUUCUGGAUUUGUGAUUGAACUUUUGGAGAGAGAUGAUUCUGUUCAGAAUGUGGUAUACGCAUUCACACAUCUCACUGUCCAAGAGUUUGUAGCCGCACUAGCACAAUUCUUAACUGCAGAUUGUGGGGACUUCAAGAAGCUCUGUAAGGAAGCCCACCAGCAGGAAGAUGGACGAUACGAGUUAUUUCUCAGAUUUGUUGUAGGUCUAUCUUCAAAGUCCUAUCAGCCCCUGAAAGAGUUUCUGGGACAAUUUCCUCAUGAAAUAACCUGCGAAGUGAUUGAUUGGAUAAAGAUGGAAAUCGAAAAGCGGUUUAAAACCACAGGGAGCAGAGCUGAUAAACGGAAUCUCCUGAAUAUGUUCUACUAUCUCUUUGAGUCCCAGAAUGUACCACUAGCCAAGUCCACAGUGGGCUCGGUGAAAACACUAAAGUUUAGCGGUUUGCAAAUGAAUCCGAUUGACUGCGCUGUCCUAUCCAAUGUGAUUGGCUUCUGUGAUACAAUAAAAGACCUUGAUCUGCAGAACUGCGCCAUCCAGUGUGAUGGACUCCAGUGGCUGAAACCAGGAUUGCACAAGUGUGUGGUGUUAAGGUUAUGGAACAAUAAACUAGGAGAUUCAGGAGUGAAAUUACUGUCUGUUGUACUAAAGGAUCGUCAAUGUAAAAUAAAGGAACUGCAACUAGGUGCUAAUGAUCUCACAGCUUCCUGUAUUGAGGAUCUUGCCGCUGCUCUCAGUGAAAAUCGGUCACUGUUGGUGCUGGAACUGAGUAAUAACAAACUGGGAAAUUCCGGGAUCAAAUAUUUGUCUGUGGCUUUGAAGAAUCCAGGCUGUAAAAUAAAGAAACUGAGCCUGAAAGCCAAUGGUCUCACUGCUGCUUGUGUUGAGGAUCUUUUCUCGGCUCUCAGUAUAAAUCAGUCACUGACAACUGUGUCUCUGGGAAGUAAUAAGUUGGGUGACACAGGAGUGCAACAACUGCCCAAGUGUCUGCGAAACAUCAAGGAAUUGGAGCUGGAUGAUAACAAUCUCUCAGCUUGCUGCACGGAGGAUCUUGCUUCCACUGUCAGUACAUACCAGUCACUACGAGCGCUGAAUCUGAGCAACAAUAAUUUGGGAGAUUCUGGAAUGGAAAGACUGUCUGCUGCACUUACGAAAGUGAACCAAAAUCUGGAGGAACUGCGACUUUGGACUGUUGGGCUCACUGUGUCUUGUGCCCCUGAUCUCACUUCCAUGCUCAGAAAAAGCUGCUCACUGACUGUUCUGGACCUUGGUGGUAAUGAACUGGGAGACAAGGGCAUGGAAUUGUUGUGUGAGGGGCUGAUGAACUGGGACUCUAAAUUACAAAAGCUGAAGUUCUGGAAGAAUAAUCUCACUGAUUUAUGCACAAAACAUCUUGUCCGUGCUCUCUAUGCAGUCCAAUUGCUGCAGAAAUUGGACCUUAAGUCUAACUCAUUUACUGAUGAGUCUGUUGAGCCAUUCCGCACCCUCAUAAUGAAGUGUAGAAAUCUGAACAUGAUAGAUCUGGAUGGAAACAAUUUCAGUUCACGGGGCCAGGAACAGCUGCUGUCACUGCGAAAAUACAGAUACGGAAUGAAAGUCAUUGUGUGAACAGUUCAAUUACAUACAUCAGAGGUGCUUCUGUGAGCUUUAUAUCACCCUGCAUACUGUCCUGAACUUUUUGGGGUUCUUGAGGAUGGUGCAGUGGGUCAAUUGCCCAUCAUUUGUAGGUUAACAUAUGAGAAGUAUUUGGCUCUGAUCUGUACUCUCUCGAGUUUAGAAGAAUGAGGAGGAGCUCAUUGAAACCUAUUGAAUAUAGGUGGAUGUGGAGAGGAUAUUUCUAUAAUGAAUGAGUUUAGGACCAUCGAACACAACAACCUCAGAAUCGAGGCAAGUCCAUUAGGAACACGAGGAAUUUCUUUUGCCAGAUGGUGGGGCAUCUGUGGAAUUCAUUGCCUCCGAAGGCUGUGCGUGCCAAGUCAUUACAUAUAUUUAAGGUGAAGGUUGGUAAGUUCUUGAUUUGUCAGGGCAUCCAAGGUUAAGGGGAGAAGGCAGGAGAAUGGGGUUGAGAGGGAUAAUAAAACAACCAUGAGGAAAUGGCGGAGCAGACUCGAUGAACUGAAUGGCAUAAUUCUGCUCCCAUGUCUUACGAUCUUAACGAAACCUAAGUAUAGAGUGAAUCAGGGUAAAUUUUACUUGUGUAACUUCGUGAUCAAAUGGUUUCUUCAUGUACUAGUGAAUUUGUAUCACCUUUCCUUUCCCCAUUUUUAAGCACUGACUCUUCCCAAGCCAGCCUAUGAUUGGCAAUUCAGAGUUUUUAAAUGAUUCAUCUUACUGAGAAAUUCAGCUGGAUAUGGGCACCGAGUGGUCCACUCUAAUAACUAGAUUAGAGCUGAAAGUAUACGCAGUGCACAGGACCAAUGACAGCAUUUAACUGUCUGCAGAAUUAAGCAGAUUGAGAGCUUCAGCUAUAUUGUUAUGCUUUGUUACGUACCCCGUAACUGGGUUGCCAAACCAGCAGAAAUGGACCACUAGUUGGAAUCUGGAUUACUACGAACUAAUAAAGUUUUAUUAAAGAAGUAAGUAACACAGUACUCUAAUCGUAAGGAUAUAAAUGCAACAGGUUAGCAACAAUACACACAUGUACAGAGAACUAGGGUAAUAGGAAUCAACCAAGCUCUAUCACAGUCUCGGGAUAAAAUGAUCAGUCUUAAGUGACGCAGAGUUCAGUUCAGCUUAGUACAGUUCGCAGUAAUCGCUGUUGUGCCGUUGGAGGUGGGGGAUGCAAAUUUGAUUCAGGCAGACCUUUGAUGUUCUUCGCAGUUGGUUUCGGGUGGACUCUUUUAUGUCUUUGAUCCAGCUGUGGUCACCGACUGUGACCCCUCAGUUCCAGAUACGAUCGUUCUUCCGUGGUGAACCCGGCACCCUGGCAAGGGUGGGCACACACACCAGGUCCUCCAAACUCCCACCAACUUGUGGGGGCACACCGCUCUUCCAGGGUCUCGUUAUCUCAUGAUCUCGUGGUGUGUUGUGCCUCAGCGAACCUGUUUUUUAUCCCCCUGCUGGGGUAUCGCUUGUCCAUCAAACUUCAAACAGUUCAGGUUCAAAGCAACCGGUCUGUCAAUAUUCUGAACUCUGUUUCUUUUCUGUUAUCUCUCUCUCCUCUCUCAUUAACAUUUUGAACGUUUCUCCAUUGUCUCCCUUAUCUCUCUCAUUAGCAUCAAUCGUCUGAUAACUUGGUUUUGGCAUCACAUCCCUACCUUUCAAAGGAUUUUUACCGGGGUAAAAAUUAUGGGAAUGAAUACAUUAUUAGAUACACACUAAAAUACAGGGUCAUCAGCUAUUCGGCUAAUACAGAGAACUUUAAAAUUUCAACACCUUGACAGACAGUCAGCAAUCACAUUGUCCGUUCCUUUUAUAUGUUUUAUUUUAAUAUCAAAUUCCUGUAAGAUCAGGCUGCAGCUUAGCAACCUUUUGUUUUUAUCCUUCAUAGUGGCCAAAAACACUAAUGGGUUGUGAUCAGUAUAAAUUAUCAGUGGUUUCCGUGCCGGACAAAUAUAACAAAGGUCGUCCCACACAAACUUCGCAUUCUUUGGCAAGAGCUUAGUAAGAGGGAGGGUAAUAUCCGCAAAGUUUUUGCAAAACUUCCGAUAGUACCCCACCAUCCCCAAGAACCUUCUCAGGGCUCUCUUGUCUGUCAGGGUCAGGACUUCAGGAUAGCCCACACCUUAGCCUGUAUCGGUCCAGCUGCCCCUGUUCCACCACAAAUCCCAGAUAAGUGACCUUCGCGUGGCCGAAUUCACUUUCUGCGAGGUUCACUGUUAGGUUGGCUUCUGACAGCCUCUUAAACAGCUCCUCUACUGCCCCAGUGUGCUCCUCUCACGUGUCACUCCAGACCACUAAAUCGCCAAUAUACGCUUCUGUGUUCUUUAGCUCUUUUGUCACUGAAUUAAUCAUCCUAAAGGGAUGUUGCUUACUAGGCUGACCUGAUGUGACAACACCACCAUGUACCAUCUCUUUGCAUUGCCCCGGGACAUCUGAACAUAUGUCUGUGUGCCGGUUAAUUAGCUUUCUCAGCGGCUCGCUCUGUUCGGGGGUUAAGGGAGAGACCUUAUCAGCAAAGCUGGCCAAAACAAUAGAGUUCUCCCAUCUGGUCGGCACCAUGCUUAUCUUUUCAAAAUGGGUUUUCCCCUUAUCAGGUGGCACCCUAGCCUCAUUAAUUUUCGUGAUAACACCGCCUAGGCCUGCUCACUUAUCAUGGCAAGCUGUUAGCAUAUCAAUAGACUGUAACUGUGUCGGCUCACGUCUACAAUACUCAAUAAUAUCCUCCCUCAUGCUCGGCCAGUAACUCUUUCAUAAUUCUAUCGACUGUCUUCCUCAUCCCAAAAUGUCCACCGAGGGGUAUCUUGUGGGCCAGGUUAAAAAUCUCGUUCCUAUAAAUUUUCGGCAUUACCACCUGGUGCACCACCUCCUAUUCCUCAUCUACGGGCACGGUACUUGGUCUCCAUUCCCUCAUUAGUACUCCCUCCUUCACAUAAUAGCCCACUGGCUCCCUUUUUAAUUCUGCUUCGGAGAGAGCUGUCUCCGUCAAAACCAUCAUCUCCGCAUCUCGUUCCUGUGCCUGUAUAAAUUCCUUCCUUGCUAAUGAUAAGUCUACCUCAACUCCCUCACUUCUUUCUGCUUCACUACGCUCCUUCUAACUUUCUAACCCCUCCUGGUACAAGGCUGGUAAAAACGUCUCAGCUUCGUACAUUCGCUUCGGCAGCCUUUCUGGACAUGCACCGAGUCACUGCGCAAACGGGAUAAACCUGUGAGUCCAUGGGCGGGUCUUCAAUCCUGGCAGGUUUGCUUGUCAGUUUUACUGCUGAGUACACAUUCCCGCCUGCAAGGUCAUUACCGAGUAAGACCUCCACGUCUUCCAUCUGUAAUUCGGGCCUCACCCCUAUCGUGACUGAUCCGGAGACCAAGUCACGUUUUAGGUGUAUCUGGUGCAAAGGUACUGCUUCAGUCCCUUUUCCAAUGCCUUUUAUCAUCCUGACCUCCCCAGUCUGGGUCUCUGAACUAAAGUCUAACACACUCUUUGAGAUCAAUGACUGACAAGCUUCAGUGUCUCUCCAGAUCCGUACCGGAACUGGGUUUGACCCCUCCUUCACCGACACCAAUCCGGCCGAAAUAAACUUCUCGCGCCCUUCCUGAACUUUAUCAGACCUUCUCUCCCCUAGCGGUUUGUUUGCCAGCUCAAUACAGCCAGUGAGAAUCGUCGUUUUCCUUUCCCGUCUCGUUCUUUGGGGCAAAGCACCUGGACGCAAAGUGACCGGCUUUCCCACAAUUAUAGCAUACAACCCCAGGAGACUUCCUAUCAAACUGCUUCCUGUCUUCCUUAUCCUCCUCACUAGUCCCCGGCUUACUUUCUGGCUUUUCCAGCGGACUCUCUCCGCCCUCUCAACUACCCUUGUGGUAGCUUUUACUCGGGGUAAACUUCGCUUUGUGCGAUAACGUGUACUCAUCCGCUAACUUAGCAGUUGCGGCUAAAGUUUCUGCCUCUUUCUCAUCUAGAUAGGGCCUCAUACCUUCAGGGACACAACUUUUAAACUGCUCAAUCAGGAUGAGCUGUAGCAGUCUGUCAUAAUCCCCAUUGACCCCUUUCGAGGCGCACCAACGCUCACAAUACAUCUGCAUCUCAUGGGCAAACUCUAAAUACGUGUUGCCCCACUACUUCCUCAUAUUCUGGAACCUCUGCCGGUAUGCCUCCGGGACCAACUCAUAAGUCCUGAGUAUUGCCUCUUUCACCACAUCAUACCUCUGGGCAUCUUCUCCGGACAAUGUCGAGUAGGCUUGCUGAGCUUUCCUUUUAAGUACGCUCUGAAGCAAAACAGCCCACUUAUCCCUCGGCCAGUCCUGACUUGCGACUUUUUCAAAAUGUAGAAAGUACCGAUCCACAUCGGCCUCCUCAGAUGGGGGAACCAGCCUAACCUGGGUCGCCGUGAACCCUCCACCUUGGUUCGGCAUGGGGCUCUGCACUAGCAUCAUCCUUAACUUCUCCAGCUCAAAAUCCCUGUCCUUCUGCUUCUCUCUCUCUUCUCAUUCUGCCUGUCUCUCUCUUCUCGUUCUAGCUGUUUUACCCGGAACUCGUGCUCAAGUCUCAAUUUUUCCAUCUGCAGCUGUACUGCUUCUCCACCAGGUUUGCCCAUAGAUACCACCUCCUGCUCCCCUUGGGGAAACACACCUUUAGAUACAUAAUGCUCAGUGAUAGCUCUGUGCAUCUCCGCUCUCCUCAUUGUCGACUUCCCUUAAAAAGAUUCAACCGUUUGGCAACAGUUGCCAAUUCUGAUUUCCUGGCAUCCUGUGAUGCCUCCAAGUUUGGCCUUUAGAAAUUCCUCAAUCUCCAUUUCUGCUGUUUGCCCUUUCUUUCUUUUGGGAAUUUUAACCCAAUCAAUUUACCCGGUCCCAAAUUUGGCGUUCAAAAUCGCGGACGAGAUCCCCACUUAUGUUACGUACCCCGUAACUGGGUUGCCAAACCAGCAGAAAUGGACCACUAGUUGGAGUCUGGAUUACUACGAACUAAUAAAGUUUUAUUAAAGAAAUAAGUAACACAGUACUCUAAUGGUAAGGAUAUAAAUGCAACAGGUUAGCAAUGAUAAUACACACAUGCACACAGAACUAGGGUAAUAGGAAUCAACCAAGCUCUAUCGCAGUCUAGGGGUAAAAUGAUCAGUCUUAAGUGACGCAGAGUUCAGUUCAGCUUAGUACAGUUCGCAGUAAUUGCUAUUGUGCUGUUGUGGGGGGGAUGCAAGUUUGAUUCAGGCAGACCUUUGAUGUUCUUCGCAGUUGGUUUCAGGCAGACCCUUUUAUGUCUUUUAUCCCGCUGUGGUCACCGACUGUGACCCCUCUGUUCUGGAUACGAUCGUUCUUCCGUGGUGAACCUGGCACCCAGGCAAGGGCGGACACACACACCAGGUUCCCACUGAUCGUACCUUUACACCCUGUGAGUCUAUGGUCGGUUCCCGCGAACCGGACCUCCAAACUCACACCAACUUGUGGGGGCACACUGCUCUUCCAGGGUCUCGUUAUCUUGUGAUGUCAUGGUGUAUUGUGCCUUAGUGAACCUGUUCUUUUUAUCCCCCUGCUGGGGUAUCGCCUGUCCAUCAAACUUCAAACAGUUCAGGUUCAAAGCAACCGGUCUGUCAAUAUUCUGAAUUGUGUUUCUUUUCUGUUAUCUCUCUCUCCUCUCUCAUUAACAUUUUGAACGUUUCUCCAUUGUCUCCCUUAUCUCUGUCGUUAGCAUCAAUCGUCUGAUAACUUGGUUUUGGCGUCACAGCUUUCAGAAAAUUAACAAGUUGUACAUAAUGAUCUGUAACUCUAAGAUGAGCAUGAAUCCUGCUGGAAUGAGCUGCAGAAUUGUUAUUUUUCUUGUAGUUUUACUUUCAUGCUUGGCAUUUUUAUAUAAUCACCAAUAUACAUGUGAUAGUUCAGUGACUCUGUAAUUCAGCUAUUUAAUUGGUUAACUGUAAUCUGCUGGAAUUUCAAUCAAAUUUACUGUUAUUAGUGGUGUGGUAUAAGAAGACCAGACCACCUUUGUUCACUCUGUUUUCCUGGUACUCUUUCCCUCUGUCUCUCGCCACAUUUCUCCCUUCAUGUUCUUUGCUCCUGCAACACCGAAUAAAAUUAUUGUAAGCAGUCA
This is a messenger RNA of Mobula hypostoma (lesser devil ray), 9585 nucleotides long. RefSeq names its product NACHT, LRR and PYD domains-containing protein 3-like. Bases 321 to 3515 code for a protein of 1064 amino acids. NCBI's taxonomy places the organism in Eukaryota, Metazoa, Chordata, Chondrichthyes, Myliobatiformes, Myliobatidae. Gene Ontology annotation, cellular component: cytoplasm. The record is from RefSeq and is a predicted model, not a curated record. The transcript has 14 exons. Gene Ontology annotation, molecular function: protein binding.